This is a messenger RNA of Saccostrea cuccullata (small rock oyster), 690 nucleotides long. RefSeq lists its product as uncharacterized. The annotation marks the transcript as partial. The transcript is spliced from 3 exons. NCBI's taxonomy places the organism in Eukaryota, Metazoa, Mollusca, Bivalvia, Ostreida, Ostreidae. The record is from RefSeq and is a predicted model, not a curated record.
GAUCAAGAAAGAGAAGAUACGAACGAGUCUCUCGCCUUGGCUACCAAUAUACUCAGAGGUGUCAUGUCUGCAACAGUUGAAGAAAAAAGAUUGAUGGACAUCCUGAAAAAUCUCGGAACUCAUCGGAUGACGUAUAAUUAUGUCGACGAAGUGUUUGAAGUUGAUGAAAUCAAUAAAAGAAAUCUGGGAAAGAUGAUUAUACGAUAUGUUGGCCAUGAAGGAACUGAAGCAAAACCAGGACUUCGAAAAAUACUCCAAACCUGUAUCGAUUUUUUACAAACAGAGGCAGCUGGUGUGUGGAAAAAUGCCUCUUUCACUAUCUAUGACGAGGACGACAACAUGUACAGCAUAGCUAGUGGGAAUAAAAAAUACCGGUUCAUAUGUGGAAUUGAAGACGGGAAACCUUAUAUAAAGGAAGAAAUGGGAGGACCUUCGCGCAAAAAACCAAAGAUACUACCCAUUCAGCAUACUGCUGGAACAGGUACCGAGGAAAACAGGUGUCAAAUCAUGUGAAGAACUACUCUUUAUCAAGUUGAUUCUGAAAAUAAUUUUAACUGCUUAAUUUAUCUUGCAGUGUUAUUUGGUAGAAAAUGACUGUUAACAUUUUAAAAUAGUCUACUCAGUCAAACAAAGGGAGAUAACCUUUUCACUAAACUGCUAGGAAGUAAACUUCCUUGGAACCAACUUUGA